Schistosoma guineensis is the source of this 1803-nucleotide messenger RNA. The record is from the annotation of a GenBank genome assembly. NCBI's taxonomy places the organism in Eukaryota, Metazoa, Platyhelminthes, Trematoda, Strigeidida, Schistosomatidae.
AUGGACUACUCAGGUCAUCGAACGGAAAAUGCACAUGGUUCAGAUUUAUUCAAUAAUCAUACUUUACUCUCUGGGAAGUCAGUAACUAUUUUGGAUUUUGAAUUAAAUUCAACAUGUUUACGGUAUAAUUCUUAUAGUAUUCCUCCACCCCCUUUAUGCAGUACUGAUACAAAAUCUACCUCACCUAAUAGUUAUCAAUAUUGCCACACUGAAUCUUAUCAAGCUGUUAAAGUGACAUGGGCUAAAUUACGGACGGCAGCUCCACAAAUUUUUCAACUUGCAUCUAAAAUGUAUAUGUCUCAUGAUGAGUUGGGAGAAUUGGUGCACUCGGCGCUACUCGACUCACAUAUAGAUCGUCAGUCAACAUAUAAACAAGUUGCAUGUCGGUGGCUCCGUCAGAAUCCAACUAAAUGGAAAAGUUGGACAGUUGAUUGGGACAAAAAACUUAACUUAACAGUAGCUGGCCUGUUCAGUAUGUAUGGGAAAUGGGUUCUGUAUGGUCUUGAUCGAGUGGCUCAAGAAGCUAUGAAUUUUGUCAACGCCGACUCAGAUUAUUUUCGCAAUUCUGAAUAUGCAUUAAGUAUGGAUGUACGUAAUUUAACAUGUGAACCUGACGUCGUGUUAAGCGAUUAUUUUAAAGUGUUGGAGAAUGCUGUCGACACUCGUCUUAUUGGUUCCAUCGUAUGGGGUUGGCAUCGAAUAGUUGUAUUUCGUAAAUCGGAUCAUUUUUUUGAACCUUUAUUAUUUCAAGCAAAGGGAAUCGAAAUUAUUGCCAAUAUUGAAAUGGAUGAACAACAGUUAACUUAUAAACUGGCAAAAGAUACUUUAGAAGAAUUAAAGCAACAGAACAGUCGCAUAUUUGUUGUCGAGUACGAUGCACGUGCUACUUAUUUGAUACUCUGUGCAGCAUAUCAUGAAGGGAUGUAUUUUUCCGCUGGGUACGUUUGGUUUUUGAAUCCAUGGCUCUCUGAUCAAUGGUGGAUGGAAUUGGUUGGCCGAAAUACUGAGUGUAAUUUUAGUGAAAUGCUCAAUAUUACUUCGUGGACUUUUACUGUUGGACACCAGUUGUUAAUUGGUCCUAUGGUGCACAGUUUUAUUCCUCGUACUAGUGAGUUUAUGGAUUCAGACUCUAAGUCUGGAAAUAAUUCAAGUGGUACUCCGAAUCGAACUUCAUCUGAACAAAUACGACGCAGACGCCAUGUUUUUGUUCAGUCACAAACGUUAGAAGUACCACCUGUCUUAUCAAGAACUAAACAUAAUCCCAAUCCAAAUGAUUUUGGGAAAUCUACAUUCAGUGAUCACUCAAAACGUAAAUUAAUCAAAGAUCCUCUUCAUGAUUACACUGUGUAUACUUAUGAUGCUGUUAUCCUACUAGCAAGUGCUGUUGUUCAUCUUUUACGAGAAAAUCCUGCUGCAGCAUCUGCUCUUAAUCAUCCUGAUGUAUCUGAAACUCUUCGAACACUUGUUGCACGAACAAAUUUUGGUUAUCGAUUUCAGACAGAUAAUUCAACAACUGGACAAUCUAGUGAAAUAAAUGAACUUGUUCCAGGUAUCAAUGAUGAUAAUUUUGGUGUAGAUGCUGGAUUUCAACUUACUGGUGACUAUUAUGGUAUACGCAGUCAAAGUCCUGCUUCAGCAUCAAAUUUGCGAUUUAAUGAUCAUAAUGAACGUAUUGCUGAUUAUUGGCUGUUGAAACAAAGACAUUUAAAUACUACUGUACCGAUUAUAAUGUGGUCAACAAAAAACUAUGAAGAAGUACAUGAGCAAGAUCAACAACAACAAUCAUAUGAUUUCAUCAAAUAA